GGAACCAUACUUAAAACAGCAAAACAAGACAAACACAACAAAUGCCACCUGUAGAGGGAAAACAACCGAAGCAACUCCUACAGCUGUAAAGAGAAUCGGUUAUACUGUCCUUUGCCAAUGCGAGGAAGG
Molecule: messenger RNA, 129 nt
Organism: Cetraspora pellucida
Lineage: Eukaryota; Fungi; Glomeromycota; Glomeromycetes; Diversisporales; Gigasporaceae
Source: the annotation of a GenBank genome assembly